GCUUCAAGGCAGAGCAAAGCACGCGAGCGACGGAAUAUAGGGGGGAAUCAAAAUGCUAUGAUGGCGACAGCUGCAGAGGAGAUCUGCUCCAGCCAUGCCAUCUCAGAAAACACUGACACAUCCGUGUCUUUCAAAUCCGCAAGGAAAAACCAGGAUAGAACCUGGAAACUGAGGUUUAUCUAUCUGCAGUGCUAUUUUUUAACUAUCGCUACAAUUCUGGGAACCGGGAUCCUGGGAUUGCCGGUAACAAUAGCUCGAGCAGGUCUGCUACCUUUCCUGACUUCUUUUCUAAUUGGCUUUCUUGUGCAGGCUUUGCUCAUAUACCUGUUUGUGGAUUUGCUGCAGAGAUGCCGUUUAGCCCAGCUGGAGACAAUAAAGCCUUUGGAGACUUCGGAGAGAAUCUCAAUGGAUGAUGUCGGUUCUGAUGAACAUCAGACUCUUAACACAGAAGAGGAAGAAUAUGGAGAGGACAUGGAGGCAGAUACAGGUCUUCUGCAAAGAGAUGCCACAGCACGAAGGCAAAAGGAGGAACUUCAGCCAAAUCUGCACAUCCUGGGAGUUCUCUUCCUGGGAAAGCACACCAGCCGUGCCUUCAACUUUGUUCUCCUCUUUCAAUUUGUGUCUAUCGGGAUCAGUUACGUCUUGGCAGGAAGUGAGGCCUACGCAGCACUUUUUCAUACCAGUCAUGUCUACGUGAUCCCCGCCUUUACAUGGACGCUCUCAUUAGGUAUUCUGCUGGCCCAAACGAUCAUUCAACCAAUCACGUCACUGCUGACGCUCCUCAAAGGGAUUCUACUGGUCAUUACGGUGGCCGUGACAUUUGUUGUGGGUUCAGAAGUUCACCAGGAGACCACAAAUGACUUCACCCAAAUCGGGAAACCUUUUCUAAUGGGAACAGUUGCUCUCGGUGGAAUAGUCAACGUCAUGCCGUUCCUGUUUUCAGAAAUCUCCCAUGUUAAAACACAGGUCUUAUGGUUCAGGAGAGCUGUACUAGGAGGUCUUGCCACAUGCACACUCCUUAAUAUAUUAUGGUGUUGGGCAGUAUUAGAGAUCGUUCCCCAGUUGGCCGUUCAAUCGGUGCUGGAGCAGAGAGUCUUAAACAACAGCGCAGGACAAACAGAGACGAUCCCGUUUGUACACACAUUUGUCUACUCCAACAUUUCCCUGGAGGAGUCAGAGAAGGCAGGGGAGAUAGCGACGAUACCUCUGACCAAGAUCAUUACACAGCGGUACAGCCGGUUCUCUUGGGUGGCGGAGCUGAUCCAGAUCUUCAUCACCAUCAGUGUAUCCGUCAGCUUCCUCGUGAUGGGCACGGCCAUGAAGCACACAAUCGACGGUCUGGUCAGCACACACUGGACAGAGAACGCAGAAUUGAUGGCAAGAAUCAGCGCGAGGCUUUUGCCCCAUAGCUCACAGUGGAGGACAUUAGCCCAGAGCAUACAGCACUGCAGACGGUUCUUCUGUGGCUUCUCGUCCUUUUUGGCAUUUGGUGUGAUUUUUGUCGUUUCGGCUUGUGAUCCGAAGGGAUUUGUUGUCAUGCUUGACAAAGUGGUAUCUUUCUCCCUAAACACGGAGGUGGGCCUGUUCAUCUUUCUGAUGCUGAGGACCUCCAGGUCGGAGCGCUUCAAACAUAUCACAGUGCCUUUGCCAGUGACCGCGAGACUUUUCAGUCUUUACUGGCUGCUUCCCAUCUACUUCCUGUUCGCUGUGGUUUACGACGUCUUCCAGAGCCUUCUUGAGAUCACAGAGAACAUGUCUCACACGCUCCACGCCAACUCUUCUCUCCUCUGAGAAGCCCCGACAUUUGUGAGUGGAUGUCAGGUGGGGCAGCGUAUGCUGUGGCGAUCCCUCAGGAACGGUCAGCUAUUACCACACACUGUGCCAGAGACCCAGGCCAAACACAGCUAACGUGUCCAGCGCUCCAGAGAUUUGCACAAUUAUAUUAGACACUGAUCACAGGAUGAGCCUGAGGCAAUCCUGCCCAAAAACCUCAUUUAUAAUACCACACCAGUUGUGCAACAUGAGCAGAGGGCAUUUUCUGUGCUUGUUUUGCUGACGGCACCUCACGCAAGACAUUUAUAGACUUUCAGAGGGCAGACUGGCCCCCCCUUCAUGCAUGUUUUAUAUAUCCCCGUUAUUUUAAUUCAGUAAAUUGCAUGAACUCUCAGUGAAACAUACUGGAGUUAUUUUGAUUGCAUCUACAAUACACAGUGAUUAAAUGUGCAGUUGCAUCAUCAAAGCAGGCGAGAAGUGCUGCUCCUAGAAAAAAAUUAUAAAAAUCAUAGUCUGUUCUUUAAAGAAAAUUUAAUCUAAAACAACAAAUCAAAACGCAAGGCGUGAGGUGCUUUACAUAAAUCACCACACCAGAGCUUUUGUUGUGUAUUAUUAUUUAAUUGUAUUUAUUUAACUAAUGUAACCAAUGUACUAAGAAACUGCUAAUAUUCAUUUAUUGUGCAUCUAUGAGAGAAAAGGUGCGCCUAAAAAUAAAAAUCUGCUU
Molecule: messenger RNA, 2497 nt
Organism: Triplophysa rosa
Lineage: Eukaryota; Metazoa; Chordata; Actinopteri; Cypriniformes; Nemacheilidae
Exons: 18
Coding region: 58-1791 (577 amino acids)
Source: RefSeq, a predicted model, not a curated record